Messenger RNA from Paecilomyces variotii, 1153 nucleotides. RefSeq names its product GCN5-like protein 1-domain-containing protein. Gene Ontology annotation, cellular component: BLOC-1 complex. The coding region runs from base 306 to 923 and encodes 205 amino acids. Lineage: Eukaryota; Fungi; Ascomycota; Eurotiomycetes; Eurotiales; Thermoascaceae. The transcript has a single exon. The record is from RefSeq and is a predicted model, not a curated record. Gene Ontology annotation, biological process: endosomal transport.
UUGUUUAUUCUAGGUUUUUAUAUUCGGAGACGAUCGGAAAUGAUAACGCGAAAUUGAGAUUUAUAUUCCUUUACCUAUACAUAUACAUUACCCAUUACUUAUCUACUUAUUUACAUCGGCUCAAUACAUCUCAACACGCAUCUCAAAUUACGAAUUCCCGAACCUAUAUAUAUAAACAUAUCCGGAUCGAAUCGAAUUCCCAUCCAACUUCAUCCCAUCCCACACAAUCUCCAAAGGAAACAUCACAAAACAUCCACGCCUCAAACAAGAAAAAAGGGCCAACCCAAUCACUGUUCUACAGCAAAAUGCCCCCUCAACCCCUCCCCGACAACCCGCAACCAUCCCCCGCACAACGCACCGCCGAAGCCCGCACCGCAUUCACCGCCUCUCUCAACAGCGUCGGAUCGAACCUCGACGCCGAACUACGCUCUCGCGCCGCAACCCUCCACUCGAACGCCGCGGCGCUGACGAAGCAGGAAAACGAACUCCAGCGCGCGACAGCGAAUCUGGCAAAGCAGAAUGAUCAGUGGCAGAAAGUGGCUGAUCAGGCGCGCGAGGGACUGAAGGAGAUUGGGGACGUGCAGAAUUGGGCGGAGUUGAUUGAGAGGGAUUUGUUGGUUGUGGAGGAGACGUUGAGGUUGGUGGAAGAAGAGGAGGGGGGAGGAGGGAGGUAUGAUGAUGAUGAUGGAGGGGAGAAUGGUAGUUAUGGAGAUGGGGUUUAUUCAAGCAAGAAGGGGAAGGGGAAAGGGAAAGGGAAGGGAAAGGCGAGGAUGGUGGUUGGUGAGGAUGGAGAAGAGCGUGAGGAGGGUCAUGAGAGGGGUACUCAUGUUGAGAAUGAAGAUGAUGGGGAUGUUGUGAUGAGUGAUAAUGCGAAGCCGCAGGAAGAACCGUCGGCCAAGCAGGGCAGAUGGAGGUGGUGGUAGAUGGGGAAAAGCCGAACAAGAUGAAGGGUUUCAUGAUGAUGUUUGGGUGGGAUUAUAUUCCUCUUUUUUUGGCUUUCUUUUCGUACCUUGUUCGGGAUAUAUGAGCUGUUCCCCCUUCAAGCCAACGUCUAUAUACUGGCUGCUAAGGCAUUGGCUACUAGGUAAAGUCUUUUGUGUUCACCACGCCUUAUUUAUGAUUUGUUUCAAAGUCCUCGAAAUAUAGGCACUCG